Messenger RNA from Condylostylus longicornis, 1349 nucleotides. RefSeq names its product tetraspanin-6. The transcript is spliced from 5 exons. Lineage: Eukaryota; Metazoa; Arthropoda; Insecta; Diptera; Dolichopodidae. Gene Ontology annotation, cellular component: membrane. The record is from RefSeq and is a predicted model, not a curated record. Bases 127 to 870 code for a protein of 247 amino acids.
UUUUUCAAAAUUUUAUUAAGUAAAAUUUUUUUAAUACAAAAAUCAAACAAAAAAGGAUCGAACAUAAAGUGCAUUUAUAUCAUAAAGGAUAGUACCUAUAUAUAACGGAAUAAAUAGAAUUUCAAAAUGAAGCUAAUGUUUAAUAACUGUACAAUGAGCAUAGUAAAAUAUGUUCUAUUUGCAUUUAAUUUUGUAUUUGCGCUUUCUGGAUUAGGAAUAUUAAUUGCUGGCGCACUGGUUUUAGCAGAUGUCAAUGAAUUUAAUCAUUUCAUUGAAGGUCGAGUGACAGCGCCACCAAUUGUUCUUAUUAUAACAGGUACAAUAAUAUUUUUGAUUGCAUCAUUGGGUUGUUUUGGUGCGAUAAAGGAGUCUCCGCCGCUAUUAAUUACGUACGCAGUACUUUUGGCUAUAAUAUUCAUAAUUGAAUUGGCAGUUGGUAUUGCAGCAUGUGUAUUUAGAGCAGAUUUAGAAUCAUCAAUUAAAAAUUCAUUAUUGGAAACGAUCAGACGUUCAAAUGAUAUGGAUUUAAAAGCAUGGGAUAAUAUACAAAAUAAAUUGAUGUGUUGCGGUGUUAAUGACCCAACUGAUUGGCAAUAUGAAUCACGUUAUAAUCCAAGAAUAUUACGUGGUAGUUGCUGUAAACCAGAAUUUACUGAUCCAUCAACAAAAGAUUGUCAAAAUUCACUAGUCCUAGCGAAGGAUAAAUAUUUCCAGGAGGGUUGCAUCACAAAAUUAAAAGAUCGUAUCGACAGUAAUGCAACAAUAUUAAUUGGUGUUGGUAUUGGUAUUGCCUUCCUACAAUUAUUGGGUAUUUAUUUGGCAUGUACACUAGCAUCAGCAAUUCGUAGAGAAAGAGCAGCUAAUAAUUAAGGUGAUUUAGAAUGUAAUACAGUGAAUAGUAUACGUAUGGAAAGGAAUAUUAAGAUCUUUAUCACAUUAAGCAUAUUAUAUACAGAAAAAAAAAAUUAUAUGUGUAUAUACUAUAUAUACUUGUAUGUAUGUAUGUAUAUGGAAACUAUAAAAUUCACAUCCUUCAAGGACAUUGUUUUCGUUUUUAUUAAUUAAUAUAUUAAAGUUAAUCAGAAUACGAUUUUAUAAAUAUUAAGAAAAAAAAUUUUUUUUUUUCAUUUUAUAUAAGUGAACAGACAAACAAAGAAACAAAUAAAUAAGUAAUUUAAUCAACUUCAAACAUUAGCAGUUAAAAAGUACAUAAAUAUAUCAUUAGAGAUAUAUGAGACAAAUAUCUAAAAUGGAAAUAUUCAUACAUUCAUAGACACCUAUAUGUAAUUUACCUUCAUACAUAAUAUCCUUACAUACAUAGCUCGUUUUAUAUGAUAAUUUUUUAUCAU